Episyrphus balteatus (marmalade hoverfly) is the source of this 3338-nucleotide messenger RNA. RefSeq lists its product as uncharacterized. The transcript is spliced from 18 exons. The record is from RefSeq and is a predicted model, not a curated record. NCBI's taxonomy places the organism in Eukaryota, Metazoa, Arthropoda, Insecta, Diptera, Syrphidae. Bases 348 to 3206 code for a protein of 952 amino acids.
AGUUAACAAGUUCAGAUCGAAUAGUGCGGAAUGAUUUUAAAAUAUUGAAAAAAAAAAAAAAAUAAAUAAAAUAAAAUGAUCCUAAAUAAUUUACAGUAUUUGUGUGGAUAAAAUUUUUCGCCUGAAAAUGGUCCUAUCUUACAUGAUUUUUCAUAAAUUAACAUUAGCUUUAAGCCAACAGAUUUGAAAUUGGUUUAAGAAAAAAGAGAAAUCGAAAGUGAAACUGACUCAUUUUUCUAAAAAAAUUAAAUCUCAUUAAAUUAAGAUUCUAAGAACAUUUAAUUAAAUUAAUUAAAUUGCUUUGAAGUUUUCAGUGAUAGUGUCGUGAAAAAAAAAUCUCAACAAAAAUGGCGAAGUGGUUGGAUUUUUUUUGCCUUUUAGCUUGGAUUUUAGCAGCUGUUAAUGGACAACAAUACAAUUUAGCUAAAUUCCCUAAUCGUAUUCUGAAAGAAGGAGAAAGUUGUCAAAUAAAAACAGGCGGCCCAGGAGUUUGUACAUUACUAACAUCGUGCGAAGUUUACCUUGAAGCAUUGAAAACCGAAUCCAUCGAAUAUAGUUCCAUAGUUCGUUGCUCUUUUAAGGGUCAAGAUGAAGUUAUUUGUUGUCCACUUAAAACAACAGAAGAAUUAUUUCCAGGAACUUUCAAAGGAGUAGAAGAAGUUAGUGAGGGACCUACUGAGGAACUUAUUGAGACAUCAUUAAUGGCAGGUGGUAAUAAUUAUAUUCAAAAUAUUUCAGGACAAAGUUUAAAGGUAGGAGCUAGUUGUAAUGCAAAAACUGGCGAACCAGGAGUUUGUAAAUUACUAUCAGCAUGUGAAGUUUAUUUGGAAGGACUGCAAAAAGAAAUAAUCGAAUACAGUUCUAUUAAUAUUUGCUCAUUUAUGGGUCAAGAUGAAGUCAUUUGCUGUCCAAAUAAUAACUUACCCGCAAAUCAUAAAACGCUAGGACAUAUUCCAACAGAACCUCCGAGAAUGCCACGACCACCUUUUACUGGCACAAUACCAAGACAAAACAACACUAAAGUGGAGAGACCAUUUCAAAAAAUUCUAAAGGUUGGAUCGAUUUGCCAAACAAAAAUCGGUGAACCAGGAGUUUGUAAAUUACUCAUAGCGUGUGGCGUUUAUUAUGAAGGAUUAAAAAAGCAAACUAUCGAAUACAGUUCUAUAGCAAUAUGCACAUUUAUAGUUCAAGAUGAAGUUAUUUGCUGUCCAAAUAAUAGCUUACCUACAAAUCAUAACACGCUAGGACAUAUUCCAAAAGAAACUCCGAUAAGGCCAAUACCACCGUUUGCUGGGACAAUACCAAGCCAAAACAACAAUGGAUUUGGAAAACCAAAAAGAAUUCUGAAGUCAGGAUCGAUUUGUCAAACAAAAACCGGUGAACCAGGAGUUUGUAAAUUACUAUCAGCAUGUGGAGUUUAUUCGGAAGGAUUAAAAAGGCAAACUAUCGCAUACAGUUCUAUAGCAAUAUGCAUAUAUAAUAAUUGGCAAAAUGAAGUUGUUUGCUGUCCUUAUUAUGAAACACCUUCAUAUCCUCAAUCAACAACAGAAUUCAUAGCUUCAGGACCUAUCAAUGUGCCAGAAACAGUUACUGAGGGACCUAUUGAGCAACCAGCACUGCUAGAAAAAGUUCUGACGGCAGGAUCGAUUUGUAAAACAAAAACUGGCGAACCUGGAAUUUGUAAAUUACUAUCAGCAUGUGGAGUUUAUUUGGAAGGACUGCAAAAAGAAAUAAUUGAAUACAGUUCUAUUAAUAUUUGCUCAUUUAUUGGUAAAGAUGAAGUUGUUUGCUGUCCAAAUAAUUACAAUCCCAGAAAUCAUCCCAAAACAUCAGGAUAUAUUCCAACACAACCUUUCAAUGCGCCAGAAACAGUUACUGAGGGACCUAUUGAGCAACCAGCAGUGCUAGAAAAAGUUCUGACGGCAGGAUCGAUUUGUAAAACAAAAACUGGCGAACCUGGAAUUUGUAAAUUACUAUCAGCAUGUGGAGUUUAUUUGGAAGGACUGCAAAAAGAAAUAAUUGAAUACAGUUCUAUUAAUAUUUGCUCAUUUAUUGGUAAAGAUGAAGUUGUUUGCUGUCCAAAUAAUUACAAUCCCAGAAAUCAUCCCAAAACAUCAGGAUAUAUUCCAACACAACCUUUCAUUGCGCCAGAAACAGUUACUGAGGGACCUAUUGAGCAACCAGCAGUGCUAGAAAAAGUUCUGACGGCAGGAUCGAUUUGUAAAACAAAAACUGGCGAACCUGGAAUUUGUCAGUUACUAUCAGCAUGUGGAGUUUAUUUGGAAGGACUGCAAAAAGAAAUAAUCGAAUACAGUUCUAUUAAUAUUUGCUCAUUUAUUGGUAAAGAUGAAGUUGUUUGCUGUCCAAAUAAUCAUCACAGGCCAGGACAUAUUCCAACAGCACCUUCAAGAAUGCCACGACCACCGUUAACUGAAAUUGGAAGACCAGAAAAAAAUUUAAAGUCAGGAUCGAUCUGUAAAACAAAAACCGGCGAACCAGGAAUUUGUAAAUUACUAUCAGCAUGUGGAGUUUAUUUGGAAGGACUGCAAAAAGAAACAAUCGAAUACAGUUCUAUUUUUACUUGCUCAUUUAUGGAUAAAGAUGAAGUUAUUUGCUAUCCAAAUAAUGACGCAAUAGGACAUAUUUCAACACAAACUCCCAAAACCAAAGUGCGAUUUGGGACACUCCCGUCUAGCCAAAACAGCUCUGAAGUUAAUAGACCAGCAGUCACAGGUUUUAGCAAAAACAUCAAACGUCUUGAUAUUUUUAAUAUUUGGCUCAAGGUGAAGGAACGUAGCAAUGCUGCUAAACACCAUCAUGUAUGGAGAAUUUUCAAAAACACUUACCAAAUUAAAAGUGAUCAAGUAAGGAAUAGGAUAGUAAAGCUCUGUAAUGCCAUCCGUAGAAAAUGGAAUAAAUCUUCACGAAAUGAAAGCAUAUUUUUAUCUAAAAAUAAUCAUUGGCUUAAUACUGUUGAAGUCUUCACCUCUGUACAUGGGCCAAAUAAUCAAGUUAGAUCAAAGAAAACAGUAAAAAAGCUGCUAGAUUCAUAUGAUGCUGAGAAAAUUAUUGCUAUGGCAGGAUUGUCAAAAGAACAAUACCAAAUUAUCAACAAUAUAGUAAACCAAAUUACUGAAGUCGAGCUAUUUCCAAGCUAUGACACGGUCCAAAGAGAAAAGAGUAAUAGAAAUACAAAUAUCCGCUGAAAUAUUGAAUUUGUUUAAUUCAUCAGACGAAGUUAUCCUUUCAGAACUCUUUGAUCAUACUGUCCUGAGAAGAUGAAAGGCUGUAAUACAUAAUAUAAAAUAUUUAACCUAUAUCGAUUGUGUUAUUUUUUU